CACCGCGCGUUCAUGCGCAGGACGUAUUUUGCGAGCUGCUGCGUGUGUGCUCGGAAAACAGAAACAUAAAUAUAUCUUGUCAUAGCACUUUUUUCCCUACAACCCGACGGUGCGCUGGAUGUUCCAUUUUCCCAACGUUCCCAUUUCUCAUCUGUAGGUAAGGACGGUGAAAUAGUACGGAUUUGCUAAACAUUCCUUCACUAUUACCGGGUUUUUGGUAGUUGGUGAGUUUUCACCGUGUGUCGGUGGUGAGCGUGCUUGUGUUAAAGCAAAAAAAAAGUGUACAAAAAGAGUGCAAAACACCAUUCCAAAAUGUCCUGUGCAAAGGAUUGCUUUUGCCCCAAAGUUUCGUGUUUGGUGUUACUGUGGUGUUCUACCACUGAAUGGUGUUCGUUCGAUGUCCGAUGUUACUGAAGAAAAAAAAAAGUUGUUCCAUUCGCGUGCCAAACAGUGAUUGACCAGCACACACAGAAGGUGGAAAAAAUGCUAUCGAUUACGUGCGGUGGUGACCUUUGCGGCGGCGGAGUGGUGCGUACGGGAUAAACAGAGUUUCGCUGGUUGUUCGCACUCGGUGCAAAAUUUCACACACAGCAGGCGACGCCAACGUGAAGAAAGGAUGAACGUAAAGAAUCGAAACGAACGUAACGAUUUCAGUUUGUGCGACAACCCAGUGAAAGGGGCCGACCCCCGGCCGGGUAUCCGGCAGUUCCGACACUGUGCAUCAUCCGAAGCAAUUUAAAUCGAUCUCCCACAGCCCAACCGUUUCCGCUCUAGUGUAGAAACACUUGACUAGUACACCGUCUUUGGUUUAACCCGUGGGAGGGUUAACCGUUCCGAAACAGCUGCGGGCGGCUAAGCUCUGUUGGGCGUUUGGGAAAAGGUCACGCGCGGCUACACGCCGUACCGGAACGACGAUGAUGGAAGCAUCGGAAAAUGGGAGCAGCACCGGUGGAGCAGGUGGAGGAGGCGGUGGAAGUAAUGGGGGCGGACACACCUCAUCCUACGAACCGUUGGAAGGACGUCGUACCUUCGACACAUCCGACAGUCCCGAUCUGGACGGUGGCGGUCCUCCCAAGGAUCGCCGACGACUUGUGUUUUUUGCCCUCAUGACGGCCGGUGUCGGUUUCGUGCUUCCUUAUAACAGCUUUAUAAUUGCCGCUGACUACUGGCAGUCACGGUUUCCUGGGCAAUCGGUUGCACUGGACAUGUCGAUGACUUACAUCAUCGUUGCACUAGCGACGGUGCUGCUGAACAACGUGUUUCUCACACUGGCACCCUUCCGGGUACGGGUAGCAUUCGGCUACGCCGUGUCCUUCACGACGCUCGUGUUUGUGGCACUGUGCGAAGUGGCGUGGCACAUGUUCACCGCCAAAACAGCCUACUCGGUUAAUCUGGCCGCCGUUUCGCUUGUUGCUAUGGGAUGCACAAUCCAGCAGUCCAGCUUCUACGGUUUUGCGAGCAUGCUGCCCAAACAGUACACGCAAGCAGUGAUGGCGGGUGAAAGUUUGGCUGGGUUUCUGGUAUCUUCCAAUCGGGUCGUCACGAAGCUGCUGAUCAAGAGUGACCGUGCCUCGACGGCUAUCUUCUUUCUAACCUCGACCGUGUACAUUGCGUUCAGCUACGUGCUGCACUCGAUCACGACACACUCACCGUUCGUGCGGUACUACAUGAAGGCUUGUGCCAAAAUCGUCCUACGCCCGGACGAUGAUCACACACUGAGUGAAACGCUUGAUGGAGACAUAUCGAGCACGAGAUAUGGUGUGCUCACACUAGACUCUAGCCCACCCGUUCAUAUGCCACCGGGAUCAACGGCAUUAAGCUUUAGCAAUCCAGUGUACGACCUAUCGAAUCCCACGGCCGGUGAGACGGUGCUGGAAACAAACAUGACGAAUCUAUCGUCGACCGGCGAUGUAACGACACGCUCCAUCACGGUAACAACCGCACCGAGCUCAGAUGUACCGAACGUCGCGUUCAAGGUGGAACACGUGAUGACACCGGACAUUUGCAGUUCUGGCCGAUUGGGCAGCUUUCGCAGUGGGCUCGAAUCCAGGUGGAAAGUGGCACGAGCCAUCUACCCAUACAUGGCCUGCAUCGCCAUGGCGUACUGUGUGACGUUGUCUCUCUAUCCCGGCAUCGAGUCGGAAAUAAUUUCCUGCAACCUCGGCACCUGGAUGCCGGUACUGCUGAUGUUCACGUUCAAUGCAUCCGAUGUGGCCGGCAAGCUGCUUGCCGCCAUACCGUACAGUUGGUCUCGACGGCAGCUUAUUCUCAUGUCCGGUUUGCGGGCGCUUCUUGUCCCACUGAUACUGCUCUGCUGUUCACCGCGCGAACAACCGGUCAUUGCGGGCGAAGCGGCCGCAUUCAUAUUCACCGCUGCGCUCGGCAUCACAAACGGGCUGGCCGGCAGUCUGCCGAUGAUGCUUGCCCCGGACAAGGUGUCCGCGACGCUACGCGAAGUGACCGGCAACAUGAUGACACUGUCGUACAACAUUGGGCUCACGGCCGGUUCGCUCGUGGGGUACGUGUUCGAUGCCAUGCUCGGACCGCAGCUUCCUAACCCGUGUCCGCAGUACCCGUUUGUACCACCGAAGCCCAAUCAACCUCCGGGCGGGAUCGGCAUUAAUGGCAGCCAUCCACUGGCCGGCAGUGGUGGCAUUAGCAGCACCGGCACUAGCACCACCGUAGCAACGCUGCUCACAACGCUAACGGUGGCCGUGCUGCGCAGUACGGCUAGCAGUCCAGUGGAGACGAGUACCAUAUCAUCAAUGCCCUCUACCGUUGCCGCUACGACGGCCAGUUUAACGACGCUCCGGAGCGGUGUGGACGUGGUCGGUACGGCAACAUCAUCCUUCCCUGCUACGUCCACUACGUCCCAACCAUUUGACGGUGCGCAACUUGCUACGGUAGCGGCAACCUUCCUCUACAACGCAACCAGCUCUCUACUUGAUCCAAGCUCAGCCCUAGACUAGAAGUAAAGACAAAUGGAAGCGUUUCCAACAAAUCUCCGCUUCGUGUAGAUUCUCCAUCCAGCAGGAUGUAUCCUCCAUGCAGUAGUGCUCAACGCAAGUUCGCGUGUGUGUGUAUGUUUGAGAAGCAAACUCCUUACUCUUCUAUUCAUAAUUUUUCACAUUCUCGAUCUCAACAGGAACUCUUAAACGCUAGCAUUUGAGUAACAAGAUUACACCGUAGUUGGAUGCGUUCUUGAGGAACCGGUAGGCGGGUGUGUUGUAUGAAGGAUUAAUUCUAAUCAAAAUCAUGUGUUGUGGGGGAGGGUAUUCUAAAGGCUUGCAGUAAGACAUUUUGUGCGCUACAAGUUGUACAGUGUGUGUUUAAAUGGGGAUAUAAUAGAAUCGGACAUCACAGGAUCAUGGAAUGGGGAUUAGAAUAUAGGAAUAUAGAUCGUUUUUUUGUGGUCCGGUUGGUGGUUAUGUGUCUGCUUCGCUGUAGACUUACCUACACAGAGCUAGCUAAUGAUCCUUUCGGUGCAAGAGAUAGGUUUGUGACUAGAUACCAAAGAGAAGAAACUUAUUUCUACCGGUUACCGGCGCGAUGUAUAAAUGGAUAGGAAAUGGAAAAUACAUACACACACUCACACACAUUCAAUAACAAACUUGUGACCGAUAAAACACGAUGUAAAAUAAAUGAUAAUAAUUAAUGUA
Molecule: messenger RNA, 3659 nt
Organism: Anopheles funestus (African malaria mosquito)
Lineage: Eukaryota; Metazoa; Arthropoda; Insecta; Diptera; Culicidae
Gene: Ent3
Product: equilibrative nucleoside transporter 4
Exons: 6
Coding region: 915-2969 (684 amino acids)
Biological process (GO): nucleoside transmembrane transport
Cellular component (GO): plasma membrane
Molecular function (GO): nucleoside transmembrane transporter activity; monoamine transmembrane transporter activity
Source: RefSeq, a predicted model, not a curated record